This is a messenger RNA of Paraglomus brasilianum, 1041 nucleotides long. The record is from the annotation of a GenBank genome assembly. Lineage: Eukaryota; Fungi; Glomeromycota; Glomeromycetes; Paraglomerales; Paraglomeraceae.
AUGGCAAGUCUUUGGAAUGAAAAGUCGAACACUCGAAGUAGUGCUACGUUGAAUAACGUAAUGGUAAGCAAAGGUCAAGGCAGGCAGGAUUGUGUUACUUAUUGUCGAAACAUAGCCAUGUCUAGUGGAACGGAGGUUUCCACUUCUCUUAAUGGUCCCGUGAAGGAUGUCGAGUGGUACCGCCAGCUUUGGUGGAAAACUGGUAACAUACAUCCCAAAGCCAAAUGGGAAGAAGCAACGUUACCAUACGAACUCAAGACUGAUGUGUCGCUGGAUGAGUAUAUUUUUCAAACGGAUAAACAUAAUGUGAAGGGUCUUUGGGAAUGGGAAAAUGGAACCGUUCGUGUUAUCGAAAUUCCCUCAAAAUUUCAUGAGCAUUGCGUCAGUACAAUUAAUGGAGAAUUGUAUAGUGCGCUUCGAUUAGUAAAGAACACUCCUUCCGGCUUUCUUUUUCCUGGUGCGACGACAACAAACUCACAUAGAUCAGGCAAAGAAGCAGAUGGGUCUAUUCGACCUGAAUGUAAACCUCAAGUGCCCCAUGGUGGAUCUGAUGGAGGGAAUGAACCCUGGCCCAGUCUUGUAAUAGAGGUUGCUUAUGCCAUGACUGAGGUGGAACUUAAGAAGAAAAUAGAGACUUACUGGCUCACUCCUAAUAGAGCUCAUGAUGCAAUUGGUAUUAACUUCAACUAUGUACCAGGCAUGCGCCCAACGGAGAUGACAGCUUGGCAUUAUUGUAUAAAUAAUCAAACAGCCAAUGGUGCACUCACUCCCAUCAUGUAUGAAUUCGGCACAGUUGACCAUCAAGGCAAUCCCAUUAACAUUGUACCAGGGCAAUGCGUGAUCAAUAUCCCAUUGAGAUGCCUUUAUGAUGGGAUGCCACCUACCUUCAUGAUUCCCUCACCCCCUUUACCUGACCCUAUUUCCAUUGAUCUCUUUGAUAUUCGUUCUUGGAAAGCCAUUUCUCACCUUGCCACAUUUCUACAUAAACAUACAGAAUUUUUAAAUAAAAUGGACAAGACUAUUCUCAUGCAGUUUCAUUAG